Colias croceus (clouded yellow) is the source of this 1341-nucleotide messenger RNA. RefSeq names its product acyl-CoA-binding domain-containing protein 5. Lineage: Eukaryota; Metazoa; Arthropoda; Insecta; Lepidoptera; Pieridae. Gene Ontology annotation, biological process: fatty acid metabolic process. The record is from RefSeq and is a predicted model, not a curated record. Gene Ontology annotation, molecular function: fatty-acyl-CoA binding. Bases 288 to 1112 code for a protein of 274 amino acids. The transcript has 9 exons.
UCAAAAUUAUCAAUUUAUGUACGACCCCGUGCCUACAUACUGCAGCCUGUUUAUUUAAAAUACAAAAAAAAUAAUAAAUAAGUUCUGCGAUUAGAGUUUAAAUUUCUAAAUUUAACGUUUUCACCAUAGAAUAUUAGCAAUCGAUCGGUCAAGAUAAAUACUAGACGAUUUUCGUAUGGUGACUACUGCCUAUUAUUAUGGAUGUGUCUCUAGUGUUGAAUUAAUAAACAGUUUAUUUUUCAAGUCCAAAGUACGUUAGUGUCGUUGAGUUCAGUGAUUGUGCAAAAAUGUCUUUAGAAGAGAAGUUCCAUGCAGCUGUUAAUGUGAUAAGGAGUCUGCCCAAAACUGGGUCGUACCAGCCCAGCAAUGAGAUGAUGCUAAAGUUCUACAGCUACUUCAAACAGGGCACAGAGGGCACAUGCACGAAGCCCAAGCCAGGUUUUUGGGAUGUCAUAAACAGGGCAAAAUGGGAGGCGUGGAUGAAACUGGGUAACAUGUCAAAGGAAGACGCAAUGAAGGCUUAUGUGGAAGAAUUACACAAGAUAAUCGAAACGAUGUCAUACAACUCUGACGUAGCGUCGUUCCUCACGAUAAACGAAGAUGGCGACGGCUUUCCCAGCGCUGAUUUGCAGUUGGUAGCCGGUGAUGUGCUGGCUAGAUGUAGAUCCGAGUCACAACACAAUUCGCCUAUGUAUUCCCGUUCAGUGAGCGGCGCGUCGUCCCCCGUCCCGGAGGAGACGGCGUCGCGGACACGACACGACUCGGAGGACGAGUACAUUGACACCGUCGAUGUUGGUGUGCCGCACGCUGUGGAACCCGAACCAGCGAUACAAACGCACAGCGCGCCGAGACUCAGCAACGGACACGCUUACCAAAUCACUUCGCAAUUAACACAUCUAAAAGUGCUAGAACAACUACCGGGUACACUCGCUCGGUUGGAGGCUGAUGUAGCUGCGUUGAGAAAAGCUGUGGAAGGCGAUAGGCGGAUAUUGGAUCAAGUAUCAAGCAGCUGGCGUUGGCCGUGGCAAGAGCUGAGCCCACCUACAUUGUUUUUGGUCGUCGUUUGGCCGUUUAUCGCAUAUCGCUUUAUGGCGAGGAAGAAUCGCUCUUAGUGGGUGUCAACGGAUUCCAUAAUGUGAUUCAUACGUGCUAAACUCAUUGUUUGGAUUAUCAAAAAUAUCAUUAUUUAGGCCCUUAUACUAUUUUAACUAAUAUACUUGUGUUAGGGCUAUUAGUAGCAACAUUCCGUUUUUAUCCAACUUGUCAAAAAGACGUACCUCAUUAUUCAUUAUUAUCGUAUAAAAGUCAAUUGGAAAUAAGUAAAUUUUGAAGUAGUGGCUA